Molecule: messenger RNA, 735 nt
Organism: Laccaria bicolor S238N-H82
Lineage: Eukaryota; Fungi; Basidiomycota; Agaricomycetes; Agaricales; Hydnangiaceae
Exons: 4
Coding region: 1-735 (244 amino acids)
Cellular component (GO): membrane
Molecular function (GO): opioid growth factor receptor activity
Source: RefSeq, a predicted model, not a curated record
AUGGAAUCGAUUCCGAGAGAUGUUCAAGAGUUCCUGGAUAACUACCCACGAGAUGGCGAUGACCCGACGCGUUCAGAGAACCUUCAAUUCUACUCGAAUGAGCUCCGUUGUCGUCCUGAUAGAUGCCUCAUUGAGGAGAUCCACGACCAAUGGUUUGGUGAUUACUCCAAACUAGAGUUCAAGCAUGGAUUUAUCCAGUGGCUGUUCCCCAUACGGGAGUAUGGCAUGAAUUAUGAGAGCCAACCUCUUCAGCCUCAUGAAAUUCAAGCCAUGAAGUCUAAUCCAGUCAUCAUUGAACGCGUGGUUCAAUCAUAUAGACUCAUGCUCGAUUUCUAUGGCAUGCGACUCAUUUCUGCAGAAUCAGGUCUAUUGGAUCGGGUUUUGCCGCCCCGUAAUUUUGAAACGUGUUACCGUAAUCUUGUUCGGUCAUCGCACAAUUAUCUUCGGAUAUCCCGGAUCCUGAAGUGCCUUUCUGAGCUUGGAUUGGAACACCUCAAUGCAGGAUUUCUUCUUCACAUCCUUAAUGAGCAAAGCGAGUGGAAGGAAUUGGAUUCGCGGGGGAUCCGGAGCAGCAUGGAUAGGUGGUGGGCUAACUGUAUAAGAAAUGACGAAGAGAGACAGUGGAUCGGGGAGACGAUUAGAAAAGUUCGCCUUCAGUCAGAUGAGUUCACCUUCACCCGCGAUGAGUACGAGAAAUAUUUGGAAAGUAGACGGACUGGGCACAAGGUGGAUUGA